UCGUGGCUUGGAGUAACACGCAGAACCGUCAGAAUUGGGAAGACAUCGCUAAAUAGCCUGAUCAGCCGUUGAAUUCCACUUUCUACCGAAAUUAAUAACAAAAUAUAGUGAAAAUGUCGGAAAUUAUUGGAGACUCUUGCAACGCAGCUGGCGAUUCCUGUGAAAGAGAGGAAGUUCCACAAGAGUUGGAGUUGAAUACGGAAACCGCAGCUGCAGGGGAGCCUGGAAUAGCUCUAGCGGACAAGAAACCCGAAAUAGUGGAGAAAUCUGAGGCUGCGGCGAAUGAGUUGGUCGGGUUAUUCCAACAGAAAUUGCAAGAACGAACAAAGGAGCGUGAUGAGUACAAGAAGAAGUUGGAUGAAACCGAGGCUAAGCUAUCAGCCCUCGAAGCCUCGUACGACGCAGUGACAUCUAACAAAGACGAUGAGAUGUCCCUCCGUCGUCAGCUCGAGGACUUCAAGAAUAAGUUGAGUCAGGCUGAGCAGAAACUGGAGGGUCGCAGUCGCUUUAUCGCCAAUCAGGAAUGCCAGAUUAGUGCCCUGGGGAAGCAGGUGUCAUCGCUGAAGGAAGUAGUGGCCAUCACGAAGAAUCUUCUUGAAAUUCGUAACAUGGAAGUCAAACAUUUACAGGAGGACGUAGACAGCAUGGAAUCAAAAAUAUCAGCCGAGCGUUCCCGACACGACGAAAUGAUAAGUCGAAUGAACACAACCGCGAGACUGAACGCCGAUCUCAAAACUGAGUACGAGACUCAGCUUGGUCUUUUCCAGAAUCUCCGGAAAAAAUACGAGGAAAAAGUUUCUUUACUGACGAGUAAUGGUAGCCCGACUGAGACAACUGCGAACAACUCUUGUGGAAAAUAAAUAUUACUUUUGUACAAAUGUCGAAGAUGUUGUGGAGGCCAUUGAGUUUAUCAAUCUUGAAUAAAUAUCAACAAUUUUCUUAUCAA
Molecule: messenger RNA, 946 nt
Organism: Diachasma alloeum
Lineage: Eukaryota; Metazoa; Arthropoda; Insecta; Hymenoptera; Braconidae
Exons: 3
Coding region: 114-860 (248 amino acids)
Source: RefSeq, a predicted model, not a curated record